CCGGAAGCUCCGCUCAAAAUGCUGAACUGCUCUUUGGAAGUCGUUAGUGCUGUGGUCGUUGGAGACUGUGCUCGGGCCUGAGCCUCGAGGCCAGGCUCCUGGGUGUCGUUAAUGUUCGGGGCCGCCGGGCGCCCACCGAUCGGAGCUCCAGCCGCCGGGAACAGCUGGCAUUUCAGUCGAACCAUGGAAGAACUGGUUCAUGAUCUUGUCUCAGCGUUGGAGGAGAGCUCAGAGCAAGCUCGAGGUGGAUUUGCUGAAACGGGAGACCAUUCUCGAAGCAUAUCGUGCCCUCUGAAACGCCAGGCAAGGAAAAGGAGAGGAAGAAAACGGAGGUCGUAUAAUGUUCACCACCCAUGGGAAACCGGUCACUGCUUAAGUGAGGGCUCAGAUUCUAGUUUAGAAGAACCGAGCAAAGACUACAGAGAGAAUCACAAUAAUAACAAGAAAGAUCAUAGUGACUCUGAUGACCAAAUGCUAGUGGCCAAGCGCCGGCCAUCAUCAAACUUAAACAACAACGUCCGUGGGAAACGACCUCUGUGGCAUGAGUCCGAUUUUGCCAUGGACAACCUUGGGAACAGGACUCUGCGCAGGAGGAGGAAGGUAAAACGCAUGGCGGUUGACCUCCCACAGGACAUCUCCAGCAAACGAACGAUGACACAGCCCCCUGAAGCUUGUAGAGAUCAGGACAUGGACAGUGAUCGAGCUUACCACUAUCAAGAGUUCACCAAGAACAAAGUCAAGAAAAGGAAACUGAAAAUCGUUAGACAAGGACCCAAAAUCCAAGAUGAAGGAGUGGUUUUAGAAAGUGAGGAAAUAAACCAGACCAGUAAGGACAAAAUGGAGUAUGAAGAGCAAAAAAUCUCCGAUGAGCUCAUGAGUGAAAGUGAUUCCAGCAGUCUCAGCAGCACUGAUGCUGGCUUGUUUACCAAUGAUGAGGGAAGACAAGGUGAUGAUGAGCAGAGUGACUGGUUUUACGAAAAGGAGUCAGGGGGAGCAUGUGGCAUCACUGGAGUCGUGCCGUGGUGGGAAAAGGAAGACCCCACCGAGCUAGACAAAAAUUUACCAGAUCCCGUCUUUGAAAGUAUCCUAACUGGUUCUUUCCCCCUUAUGUCGCAUCCCGGAAGAAGAGGUUUCCAAGCUAGACUCAGUCGCCUUCAUGGAAUGCCUUCCAAGAAUAUUAAAAAAUCUGGAGGGACCCCAUCUUCAAUGGGAAGCACUCCUGGCCCCGUGGGCAACAAGAGAAUGGUUCAUUUUUCCCCAGAUUCUCAUCGCCACGACCAUUGGUUCAGCCCUGGGGCUAGGACAGAGCACGGCCAGCACCAGCUUCUGAGAGAUAACCGAGCUGAGAGAGGACACAAGAAAACCUGUUCUGUGAAAACAGCCAGCAGGCAAACAAGCAUGCAUUUGGGAUCCUUAUGCACAGGAGAUAUCAAACGGAGGAGGAAAGCUGCACCUUUGCCUGGACCUACUACAACAGGGUUUGUGGGCGAAAAUGCCCAGCCCAUCGUAGAAAACAACAUUGGAAACCGGAUGCUCCAGAACAUGGGCUGGACGCCUGGCUCGGGCCUCGGACGCGAUGGCAAGGGGAUUCCUGAGCCAAUUCAAGCCUUGCAGAGGCCAAAAGGGCUAGGACUCGGGUAUCCUCUACCAAAAAGCUCUCCUGCAGCCACAACCCCCACUCCAGGAAAAUCAGCCUAAGAAGAAAAGCCAAGAAGAAACCAACGUUCUACAACUUUCUAUUCACUCUACACAUCCCAUUGUUCUAAAAGUACAACAUAGCUUCUGUUUUCGAAGCAGAAAUCUACCUGGCCCUGAACGUGUCACUCUAGCUUCCUAACUGCGUCCAGUCCUGUCACAGGCAUAGAAAUGGGGUGUCGUCAUAGUUCAUGGUGCUACAGUACAAACCUUGACCUUUAAAACUUUUUCAGCAAUUUUCAGCUGUUUCUCGGUAUAAAGAACAGCUCAUUUCUCUUAUUUAUUUUGAUCUUGUACGUUACUAACGUCUAAUGCUGUUUUAGCUUGAUUCAUUCGUGUGUGCUUGCGACGCCCAGGCAAAUGUGAGCGUACCGUUGGGUUUCUCAAAUGGGAUGGGCCAGAAGGGAUUGUGGGUCAUGUCAUCCGCAUUGAUGGUUAUACAACAGACAUAUCAUUGCAUCAAUGAAGUCCUAAAAAAAUCUUUGAUUGAAAGGCUUCCCGACUUCAUAUUUCUUGAGUUUGGCUUUUUUUUUUUUUUUUAAAUCCUUGGACAAUGUAGUAUGAAGUUCACAGUUGACGCAAUUAAUGUUUCCCUCUGACGUUUUGACAAAAAUGAACCUCACUGUUACCACCAGAGUGCCCUCAACAUGAUUGUAGUGCGUAUUUUAUAAAUUUUACCUCAUUUAGCACAUAAAAGGAUUAUUGAAAGAAAAAUGUAUUUUUUAAAUUCAUCAUGCCUGAACUGUAAAUUCUAUAAAUCGAGACUUACUUCUACCUCUCUCUUCCCAAAGGUUGAUAUAUAUAUUUUUUUUCAACAUCAACUCAGCUGUAGAAAACUGAUUUUAAAUCCUAACCAUUGAUGGAAGUUAGAAUAUCAGAUCAAUUUAUUUGAAGAUGUAAAUGGGUCUCCCAAGAAUUCAGAUUUCUGGCAGUGAUCCAACCCAUUUGCAAGGUGAACAAAAACGAAUGGUACCCACUUGCCCUUUCUAACAUCUAAGCAGUUACUUUCAAACCAAGCAAAGCAAGUCACGUUAUGCUGUGCCUCGCGUUGUUUUUUUGAAUCAUCGGCUUCAUAAUGUCAGAGAUUCUAAACUGCUCUCAAUGUGGAAGAUGUAGAUUGGUUAUCAUUUUCAUCAUUAAGGACUCAUAAUAAUAUUCUAUUUGUAAUGGCCCUUAUUGGUUGAAUAAAGGCCAAGAUAACACAUGUGAAUCACCUUUAUAAUGGGUUUUUUUUUUUUAAGGCUUUGGCUUUUUUAAGAGCAAUUUUAGCUUCACUGCAAAAUUAAGGCCAAGGCAGAGAUUUCUCCUAGGCCCUCCACCCCCGCACAUGCACUGCCCCCACUCCUUCAACCUUCCCCACCAGAGGGGUGCGUGUGUUAUAGCUGAUGAACCUACACGACACGUCAUUAUCACCCAAAGCCCACAAUUUACAUUACCGUUCACUCUUGGUGUGGUACAUUUUAUGGACUUGAAUAAAUGUAUAAGGACAUGUAUCAGACACAGGCGUUUUGCUGCCCCCAAAUUCCUCUGCUCCACUGUAAUAGGGUUUUGAAAAUUUGCAAAUCAAGAGAUUUUUAAAGGGGGGACGAGGAGUUUUGGGCAUGCAAUAGACCUUUCCCUGGUGGUCCCCUGCCAGUUAGGGAGAGGACGGUCAGCUGCUAUUUGAAAGCCUCCUGAUGGUUUGCCAAAUGUAUACAUUUCUUUUAAGAAUUACCUUCUUUCUUAGGGUUAUUGUGGUAAGAGGCCAGGUCAAUUAGAGGACCUAUAAACUACCAGGUGAGUUGCUCUUUUGAAGCAUUCUUGCUGGAUAAAGUCACCUUGUUGUAUGAUUACUUUCUACAAAUUUGUUACUUAGGAAUUUGCCAUUUUUAAAAAAAAUGCUUUUUGUUAACUCAUUCUCUCGAUUACAAGCAGGAAAACCUGGGGGAUACUGUCUAUAAUAACAGUUUAAAAUUUCUUUAUGGCAGUUUAUAGUGCUCUGGUGUCUGUUCAAAAGAUUUUUCUUUAAAUUCCAAUAUUUUCUGAAAAUCGGAAGAUCUUCUAAAAAUCUCAGCAUUUUGGAAAGCCAAAUGUGGAGCCACGAAUAACACCCAAUGAGGUUACUGGGAGACUGACCCCAAACUCCUGAGGACUUGGCUGCUCUUCUUCACUUUGCCAGGUUAACCCUCAAAGAGCAGAACAUACACCGACUGGCGUAGGGGACUCUUCAAUGAAAUGUUGCGGUCUUCAUGAACAUUUUGUUGUCCUGGCGGCGUACUGCUCUUCUGAAGCAGCUCUUCUAAGAUGCUCACUUCACUUGGGUGCCAUUCUCUACACUCCUCCUUAAUAAUCCUUCUUUAUAGUUUCAGCUGAUAGAAGAAAGCUCUUAAACCUUGACAUCUAAAGUCACAGAGGACUUACAAUAUUUCUUCAUCUGUGGAAGUGUUUAACUAUACAGAAGACAUGAAUCAAUACUCAAAGUAGAGAAGUGGCAACAUCCAAGCUUCCCCAUGCUCUACACCAGGGGUGUCCAAACUGCGGCCUGCGAUCCAUUGUUAAUUGGCCCGCAGCAAAUGCCAAAAAUAGAUUUAGUUUACUUAAAUAAACCAGGUGAGGCAAUACGUACUUCACCUCGAGUGAGUGGCCCGGCUUUUUGUGUAUUUUACCGCAUACGGCCCUUGGUGAGAAACGUUGAAAAAGUUUGGACACCCCUGCUCUACACAUACACCAGGAGUGCAGACGUCCCUUGAAAUUAGCAAUUCAACUUUUUGUCUUUAGAUACUUGUUAUACUUGAUAUUGACCACACU
This is a messenger RNA of Rhinolophus ferrumequinum (greater horseshoe bat), 4482 nucleotides long. It is a transcript of the gene GPATCH2, whose product is annotated as G-patch domain containing 2. The transcript is spliced from 10 exons. Gene Ontology annotation, molecular function: nucleic acid binding. The record is from RefSeq and is a predicted model, not a curated record. The coding region runs from base 112 to 1698 and encodes 528 amino acids. Lineage: Eukaryota; Metazoa; Chordata; Mammalia; Chiroptera; Rhinolophidae.